Messenger RNA from Hymenoscyphus albidus, 933 nucleotides. NCBI's taxonomy places the organism in Eukaryota, Fungi, Ascomycota, Leotiomycetes, Helotiales, Helotiaceae. The record is from the annotation of a GenBank genome assembly.
AUGCCAAUAAACCAACCCUCCAACCAAAUCAAACUCACAAACGUCUCCCUGGUGCGGCUAAAGAAAGCCAAAAAGCGCUUCGAAAUCGCCUGCUACAAGAACAAAGUCCUAGAGUGGCGCUCCGGAAUCGAGACCGACCUGGACAACGUUCUGCAAAUCGACAAUGUCUUCCUCAAUGUCUCGAAAGGUCAGACGGCUCCCUCAGCAGAUUUGCAAAAAGCCUUUGGUGCAAAGACCCCCGUGAAGGAUAUCAUCCUCGAGAUUCUGAAUAAGGGAGAGUUACAGGUGGGAGAAAAGGAGAGAGCAGCCCAGUUGGAGAGAGUUCAUAAUGAGAUUGUCGAUAUUGUGGCAAGUAAGCUGGUCGAUCCAAGGACGAAAAGAGUUUAUACGACGGGUAUGAUUGAGAAGGCUCUGGAGAUGUUGAGUUCGCAAGGGUCUCAGGCACAACAAGAGAAGAAGGCUGCCGCUGCUGCGGGAGAUGCUGCUGCUAUACCAGCCGCAGAAGAAGGGGAGGCGAAGCCAAAGGUUAAGGAAUAUACUUGGACGGGUGUUUCUGCAACAAAGAGCGCGAAAAGUCAGGCUCUGGAUGCCAUGAAGGCACUCAUCAUCCAUCAACCCAUUCCGGUUGCCAGAGCUCGCAUGAGGUUACGAAUUACCUGUCCAACGAGUAUCCUCAAGCAUUCCACGAAAUCGGCACCAAAAGCUGCUGCUGAUGCCGAGAAUGGCGAGGAGAAAACCAAGGAGACCGUCAAAGACCAUAUUUUAAGCUUCAUUGAGCAAGUCGAGCAUCAGGACGUCGUUGGCUCCGAGUGGGAGGUGACGGGAUUUGUAGAGCCAGGUGCUUUCAAGGGCUUGGGGGACUUUGUUGGUAGUGAGACUAAAGGUCAGGGUAGAGUUGAGGUUUUAGAGAUGGCCAUCAUUCAAGAGGAUUGA